Neltuma alba is the source of this 1930-nucleotide messenger RNA. Its product is annotated as 3-ketoacyl-CoA synthase 10-like. The transcript has 3 exons. The coding region runs from base 45 to 1649 and encodes 534 amino acids. The record is from RefSeq and is a predicted model, not a curated record. Gene Ontology annotation, molecular function: acyltransferase activity, transferring groups other than amino-acyl groups. Gene Ontology annotation, biological process: fatty acid biosynthetic process. NCBI's taxonomy places the organism in Eukaryota, Viridiplantae, Streptophyta, Magnoliopsida, Fabales, Fabaceae. Gene Ontology annotation, cellular component: membrane.
UCAAAAGCCACCCGGUGAUACUUCCUAACAGCAAACCCGAAGCCAUGGCCAGUGAACGUGAUCUUUUCUCCACUGAGAUUGUAAACCGCGGAAUCGAAUCAUCAGGACCCAAUGCUGGCUCUCUGACGUUCUCGGUGAGGGUGAGGAGACGGCUGCCGGACUUUCUUCAGUCAGUAAACCUCAAAUACGUGAAGCUGGGUUACCACUAUCUGAUAACCCAUGGCAUUUACUUGGUCACCAUUCCUGUGCUUUUGCUGGUCUUCAGCGCCGAGGUCGGCAGCCUCAGCAAAGAAGAGCUAUGGAAGAAGCUUUGGCAAGACGCCCGCUGCGACCUUGCCACUGUCCUCGCGUUCUCCGGCGUCUUCGUUUUCACCCUCUCCGUCUACUUCAUGUCAAGGCCUCGCUCCAUAUAUCUCAUAGACUUUGCUUGCUACAAACCCAACGACGACCUCAAGGUGUCGAGGGAGGAAUUCAUUGAGGUGGCAAGAAGAUCAGGCAAGUUUGAUGAGGAGAGUCUAGAGUUCCAGAAGAGGAUGCUGAUGUCGUCAGGGAUCGGGGACGAGACUUACAUCCCGAAGGAAGUGAUCAGGUCAAGUGAAAGCAGCGCAACAAUGAAGGAAGGUCGAGCUGAGGCGUCCAUGGUUAUGUUCGGGGCACUGGACGAGCUGUUCGAGAAAACCGGAGUUCGUCCUAAAGACGUGAGUGUUUUGGUAGUGAACUGCAGCAUCUUCAACCCUACACCGUCGUUGUCGGCGAUGAUCAUAAACCACUACAAGAUGAGAGGAAACGUGUUGAGCUAUAACCUUGGUGGGAUGGGUUGCAGUGCUGGGAUUAUAGCAGUGGACUUAGCAAGAGACAUGCUUCAAUCCAACCCAAAUAAUUAUGCCCUAGUGGUCAGCACCGAGAUGGUGGGAUUUAAUUGGUACCAGGGCAAAGAAAGAUCCAUGCUCGUUCCAAACUGUUUCUUUCGUAUGGGUUGCUCUGCUAUUUUGCUCUCCAAUCGUCGUCGUGACUAUAGGCGUGCCAAGUACCGCCUCGAACAUAUUGUUCGCACUCAUAAAGGUGCCGAUGAUCGCAGCUUCAGUUGUGUGUACCAAGAGGAGGAUGCACAAAAAUUCAAGGGGCUAAAGGUUAGCAAAAAGCUAAUUGAGAUUGGCGGAGAUGCUCUGAAAACCAACAUCACAACGCUAGGACCCCUGGUGCUACCCUUUUCUGAGCAGCUUCUCUUCUUUGGCACACUAGUAUGGAGGUACUUAUUUGGGGGUAAUAAUUCAGCAUCAUCACGGAAGCCAUAUAUUCCAGACUACAAGCUGGCUUUUGAGCAUUUCUGUGUGCAUGCUGCGAGCAAGACCAUUCUUGAUGAGCUUCAGAGAAACCUGGAACUGAGUGACCACAACAUGGAGGCCUCCAGGAUGACUCUGAACCGCUUUGGCAACACAUCCAGCAGCAGCAUAUGGUAUGAGCUCGCUUACUUGGAGGCCAAGGAAAGGGUCAGAAGAGGAGACCGUGUCUGGCAACUUGCCUUUGGCUCUGGGUUCAAGUGCAACAGUGUGGUUUGGCGUUCCAUGCGCCGAAUCAAGAAGCCUUCUAACAACCCUUGGCUCGAUUGCAUCGACCGUUAUCCCCUGUCUAACACACAUCCUCGUUGAGCAACUGCAAGUACUAUGAUCUAUCUAUCAGUAUUGGCAGUCAUUCAUUUUGUGGUUGAUCUUAACUGUUGCAUUUUCUACUUCGUUACUGUAUACUACUACUGUGACAUAGACCUGCUUGUUUCUCUGUCUCUGUUUGUAGUAGUUAUCAAAGUUAAAUGAAAGACUAUAUGAAGUCAAUCCACCAAUGUUGUCAGUGUCCCUGUCUUCACUAUCAACAUGAAUUUUGAAACAAAACAUAAAUUCCUGAAGAAUUCGAAGUUUUUGGUUUGCAGGUGAAA